AUGCAACGCUCUGGCCUACGUGAGAUACGCGAACUUUCAACACGUGGUGAGAUAAAUGUCACAAUCAGCGAUAAGGGAGGAGAGUUUGUGGUCAUAUUACGUGAACUAGACAUGGCCAUCACUCGAAAACAUCUGGAUGACGCUACAUUCUACCACUCUUCGUCACAUGAAGAGUUCGUAAAACAAAGUCGCCAUUUCAAUGAAGUUAGGGUAGAGAUCGAAAGGACUGCGGGGUUACAUAAAACAAUGAUCACAAGGCUGAAAUACGAACUUCCUACUUGA
Molecule: messenger RNA, 282 nt
Organism: Necator americanus (New World hookworm)
Lineage: Eukaryota; Metazoa; Nematoda; Chromadorea; Rhabditida; Ancylostomatidae
Exons: 1
Coding region: 1-282 (93 amino acids)
Source: RefSeq, a predicted model, not a curated record